AUGGCAGCUUUGCAACUUCCCACUCUAGCACCCUUCUCUGUGUUAUCUGACAGUGCUACGCUCAGUCAACGUUGGACAAAAUGGGUUAAAAGUUUCGAAUAUUUUCUGGUCGCUUCGAACGUGACGGACAAGAAACGACAACGGGCAUUGUUGUUGCAUUUAGCUGGACCAGAAGUACAAGAAGUUUUCGAAACACUAAGUGACACGGGAGAUGACUACGCUACUGCUCUCGAAAAGUUGGAUGCCUACUUCAAACCGCAAAAGAAUAUCCCGUUUGAACGCCAUAUGUUUAGACAAGCCACCCAAGACUCCUCGGAAACGAUGAAUAC
This is a messenger RNA of Paramuricea clavata, 329 nucleotides long. The record is from the annotation of a GenBank genome assembly. Lineage: Eukaryota; Metazoa; Cnidaria; Anthozoa; Malacalcyonacea; Plexauridae.